This is a messenger RNA of Ruditapes philippinarum (Manila clam), 9275 nucleotides long. RefSeq names its product aldo-keto reductase family 1 member B1-like. The coding region runs from base 292 to 891 and encodes 199 amino acids. The record is from RefSeq and is a predicted model, not a curated record. Gene Ontology annotation, molecular function: aldose reductase (NADPH) activity. The transcript is spliced from 9 exons. Gene Ontology annotation, cellular component: cytosol. Lineage: Eukaryota; Metazoa; Mollusca; Bivalvia; Venerida; Veneridae.
UUUGAUUUUCGUCUCUGACAGACUGAUGAUGAUGUUUUCAAUGCUGUUCAUUAUGCUGUAAAGACUGGUUACAGACAUUUAGACUGUGCGGCAAUCUACAGGAAUGAGAGAGCUGUUGGUAGUGCCAUUAAAAAACUUAUCAUAGAAGGAACAGUAACAAGAGAAGAUUUAUUCAUUACUAGCAAGUUAUGGAAUACCUGUCAUAGCCCGGAUCUAGUACGAGCCAGCUUAAAGAAGUCCUUAGAUGAUCUAGGCCUUAAAUAUCUAGAUUUGUAUCUUAUACACUGGCCUAUGGCUUAUAAAGAAGGGGGAGAUUUUUAUCCUAAAGAUGAAAAUGGAAAAGUUAUAUUUUCUGAUGUUGAUUAUGUGGAUACAUGGAAGGCAUUAGAAGAUUGUGUAGAUGAAGGUCUUGUUAGAAAUAUUGGUGUAUCAAACUUCAGUAGUAAACAAAUACAGCGUAUCUUAGAUGUUGCUAGAAUUAAACCACAACUUAAUCAGGUGGAGUGUCAUUUACAUCUAUCUAACUCAAAGUUACACAAUUACUGCCAAGAGAACGGGAUUGUGUUACAAGCCUAUGGUCCUUUAGGUUCACCUGGAAACAAAUCAGAGCCACCACCAAGGUGUUUGGAAGAACCAGUAUUAUUAGAAAUUGCUAAAGCUAAAAAUAAAUCUCCUGCACAGGUGAAUUUAAGGUUUCUUUUACAAAGAGGUUUGUCAGUUGUACCAAAAAGUGUUAGGCCACAAAGAAUACAAGAAAAUUUCCAGAUUUACGAUUUUGAACUAUCCCCGGAAGAAAUGAAACUUUUACUUGAUUUAAACAAAGACUACAGAUUUAAAACUCAAGAAGCAGCUAAGGAUCACAAGUACUACACGUUCAAUGACCCUUUCUAAAAGAUGAAACAGCUCGCGAGAGAAGAAAAAACAUGCAAGCCAAAAAAAAACGCCAAAGUAUUAUAGACAAGAUGGUGCCUUUUAUAAACUUUUAUGAUUUUACCAAAAAAAAACAACAACAAUGUGCCUUACAUAAAACUGUUAACAGCAAUCAAUUUAAACUAUGCCCAGUAUAUUAUUUGAAUAUUAUGUUUUAUAAAAUACCCGGAAUUGUUAAGCUUUUACCUGUGUACGACAAUUGAUUUGCUUUUAAUCAUGAUAUGUAUGCUCUAUUUUGCUUUGUGAGGUUUGUAAAAAAAGCAACAACUACAUGUAAUAAAAAAAAGGGAAUUAUUUCUCAAAUUUAGGUAAAAUAUAUUAAGCCCAUCAAUUUUUACUAGUUUUAUAUAUGUAAGAAUUAAGACAUUGUCUUUGCAGUCAUCAUCCAUGUGAAUUUAUGUGCUUUCAGCAUCAUUUAAACCAAAAUAGAUGUAUAUAUAUAUGUAUGCCUAGCUUGAUAAAUACAGUGUUUGGUAUGCACUUUAAAUACAACCUUCAUCUUUGAAAUUUCAGGGAUUUUUUUCGGCAUUUUAGAAAAGAAAUACAUGUAACUAUAAACCAAAUUUUGAAAAAUUAAGUUGUUGAUAUUAAUUCAUAAAGGGCCUUUAUGAAAGUUUAAGAAAUGAAUAAUUUGAUUAUCAGACAUAUCCCUGAGAUGUAGUUCAAUAUUCCUCAUUUUUGUCAUUAUGUAAGUUUUGCUUUUGUGUUGAACCUUUGUGUUGUAGGAUAUUUCUGGUGUAUUACUAGUACAUUACUAGUAUAUGGCUGAUAUAUUACUUGUUUAUUUCUGGUACUUAACUAACAUGUGACCGUCAUAUUACUAGUCAGAGACAUAGAUAACAUCUACAUCUCUUUACUAGUACUGUACUGGUAUAUUUCUGUUAUAUUACUAGAACAUUACUGGUACGAAGGUUGUCCCAAAAGUCUGUGACAAAUUUUAUAGACGGUUCAUUUUUAACGCCAAUAAAUAAUAAUUCACACAUUUAACCGUUAAGUUUAUUAUUUAACAUUACAACAAAUCAUUUAUAAAAUAUUUACUCUAGUUACUUAGAAAUUUCAGUAUGAACAACAUUGGUUUGAGUUGCAGGCGCACGUCAAAUAAUUUACAUUUUGUUAUGAAUAGGCUAAAAUUAAUUACGUAUAUUUCAAAUAUCUGAUUAUGUGUCUGCACAAUGACACGUUGACUUCCUCUGCUGCUAUGUUUACAUUAUCUCAGAAAAUUUUAGUUAAAUAACUUAAGAAACGAACAUGCUACAGAUAAAUGAAAAUAUCUCGUAGAAAAUAGGAAAGUUAAAAUGGCGACGUUGGAAGAAUUUGCGGUGCAGUGAACAGAUCACUCAGGUUUCGUGACUAUUUCGAGAUGACACUUGUUACGAUUUUCAACAAAUAUACCAAAUAGAACAGUUUAGCAACAUAUCCUGAGCAUUUGUUUACUACAUGCAUGAACAGAACAAGAGUUCUGCACUACAAAAAGCGAAAAUAAGGAAGACACGAAAAGGAAGACCAAUCUCCAUCGCCUAUUUCCUACAGCUAAAAGCAGGUGCAACGGGACUGGAAGUUCGCGUAUAGCCAAAAUUUAUGCAUGCCAUCCAAACAUUCAAUAGACAUUAACAACCACAUGAUUUAAGUCUGUAAUUGACGAUUUAUGGGUAAAGCUGCACCAUUAUUUUGCAUUGAAAGCCAUUGAGAGUAUUUCAUGUAUUUGAGAAAGGCGCCUUAUAUAGAUUUAACACGGUCUUUGACGUUUGACGCGCGCCACGAUUCAGAUAGUUGCCAUGGUAUUUACGGCAUAUGUUUGUUGUUUGUUGAUAUUUUUCUAUGUAAAUUUGUGAAAAUGUUUCAAUAAUAUGAGUCUAUAACAUAGUAAAAUAUCAAAUUCGUACCUAUUUUAUCUAGCUUUUAAACAAUCUUGUGACAACCCUCGUAUAUUACUGGUACAUUACUGAUAUAUUACUAGUAUGUUUCUGGUAUGUUACUUGCAUGUAACUGGUAUAAAGCUGGCAUGUUGCUGAUAUAUUACUAUAUAACUAGCAUAAUACAGGUAAAUUACUGGUAUAUAAUUAGAACAUUACUGAUAUAUUUCUGUUAUAUGACAUGUUACUGGUAUAUUACUAACAUGUUACUGGCAUAUUAUACUAGUACAUUACUGGUAUAUUACUGUUUAUAAGUCUUCCAUUUUAAUUUUUAUGAAUAUAUUUUAUUGAUCAUGUUUUUUCAGACUUAUUUUAAACAUAAGAAAUAUGGUCGAUAGAUUUGUUUUUAUAAAAGCUUGUUUGGUGUUGUAAUAAGGUGCUAUUAUAUCAUAAUUUAUGUGUACAUUAAAAAGAUAAAGUGGAUAGGUUUACAAUUGGCGCAGUUUCCUUAAUUAUUUCAUAUAUUGAUAAAAACAAUAGAAAUGUAACAUAUGUUUAAUCUUAUGAAAUGUUUCUUGAAAAAAAUGUUGAUGAAGUUCUAAGUGAUGUAGAAUGAACAUAAUAAUAUUUUGUUCUAGAACAUUUUAUUUUUUGUUAUAAAGAGGAUAUUGCAUGAGUGUAGGUUUAAGACUGAAUUUAUGGAAUGAGUUGAAUAAAAUUAUAUUAUGCAACCUCUGGCGAGCAAAAUAUCAUUUUAUUCAACAAGUUCAAUAAAUUCAGUAAUGACCUUACACAAAUUUGAUAUUCUAUUUAUCACAUACCAAAGGAAAGACCUUUCGAAGUGAAAAAGUAACAUUUUUCAUUGACGUGCCUUUAGUAUAAAGCUAACAUUUAGCGAGUCUAAACACUAACUUUAUAUAACGCAAAUGACCUCACGUCAAAAUAUAUGCAUGUCCAUACAAUUCUAUUUUUACGCAAAAAGCAACAUGGGUAUGUGAUAAAUAAAUAUAUGAAAUACCCCAUUGUGUAUCUCACAUUUACCAACAACUUCCAUGUACAAUGUAUAAUUCUUUCGUGGUUUGUUGUUAUGUCUAUUAUGAAAUUCCAUUAAAGUAAUUAUUCAUUUCUUUACAGACCAAUUCACUUUAAUGGUAAUUUGAAUACAAGGAAAGGCCUUUAGAAAAUUUGUUGACAGUAGCAAACUGCUAUAUCUAAUUGAACAAAUCCAGUGUUACAAGUAAACAAUGUAUUUCAGGUCUCUUGUAAAAUUUAAGUAAUUUUUAGAAUUAUUUCAUAUAAUUGUAUGUAUUGUUGUAAAACCAUUAAUUAAUUACUAGUCAUGAUUUUUCUUGAUGUAGAUAAGUUUUUCUUCAGAUUGUCCUUUAAAGCAGCAUGCCUCAAGAUUGAUGCUAGUUUUCAUGAACAUUUUUAAACUGUAUUUAAAAGUAAACUUUAUUGAAGAGAACAAAGCAUUAUUUUUUCCAAUCCAAUGAAAUUACAACAAAGAGGUCAGAUUAUGUAAGAAUAGCCCUUACUUUGUAAGUUACGCAGUAGAAAUGUGCUUGAUUUAUACUACAAAAUUAGUCAUUAAUCACAUUUAAUAUUGUACUAAGGUUAUUACUUGAAAUUUGAAUUCUUUUACUUAUCUUGCUUAGAUUCUUAACAUUUUUAUGCCCCCACAAAGUGGGAGCAUAUAGCGUUGCACUUGUCUGUCCGUCCGUACGUCCGUCUGUACGUCCGUACGUCCAUCUGUCCGUACGUCCCAAAAUCUUGUGAACUCAACUCCUCUUAAACCGGAUGGCAGACUUUGCUUAAACUUCCAGGGAUGAACAACCUUAAUGUGUAGAUGGCAGUAAAGGAAGGAAUUUUCGCUGCGACCAAAUUUAACAGAAUUAUGGCCCUUUGUUGAUUUUUUCACUAUAUACUAUGUAGAAAUUUUGUUAACGCAACUCCUCUUAAACCGGAUGGCAGAUUUUGCUUAAACUUCCAGGGAUGAACAACCUUAAUGUGUAGAUGGUAGUAAAGGAAGGAAUUUUUGCUGCGACCAAAUUUAACAGAAUUAUGGCCCUUUGUUGAUUUUUUCACUAUAUACCAUAUAGAAAUAUUGUGAACGCAACUCCUCUUAAACCGGAUGGCAGAUUUUGCUUAAACUUCAAGGGAUGAACAACCUUAAUGUGUAGAUGGAAGUAAAGGAAGGAAUUUUUGCUGCGACCAAAUUUAACAGAAUUAUGGCCCUUUGUUGAUUUUUUCACUAUAUACCAUAUUUAUGUUGUCAGUGGGGGCAUCCGUGUCCUUUGGACACAGUUCUAGUUUUGUCAAGUUUGAUUUUCUUGAAAUAUUUUGGCUAAUCUGGAGGCAUGCAGCUUUAAUUAAUAUUUCAACAUUAUCAGAGGGAUAUUAAUUUUUGUCUUCAAUCAAAAUUUCAUUUUAUGACAUUAUACAUAUAUUCUAUAAUACUUUCUUUACCAAUAAUUAAUAAUGUGGGGAAGUUGGCUUUUAUUUGUGGAGACAAAGCAAGAAAGAAACACUAAAACUCCUGUCAAAUCAAAAGAUGGUGUUCCUAACUUGUAUUUCUUUGCAUUUAUUUUAUUAUUAUAGAAAAAUGAACAGUUUUAAACUCGGUAUGUCAUUUAUAAAUGUUCAAUUUCUGCAAUUAGAAAGUUUAUCAUACCUGGAAGAAGGCUGUUCAGCCGAAAUUUUGCAUGGUGUGAAUUGUGUUAUGAUAUCAGACAAUUGGUUGAAUUAAGUGUUAACAAAAAUACCUAUACUGAACCAAAAAAGAAACUUUCGCAAAGUAUGUGCCAGUUGUUCAAGGGUACGACUUAGAUGUACACACUUAUAUACAUGUAGUAGCUUGCAAAACUCAUUGUGUUUGCAAAAUCGGUCAGCUUAUCCCCGUAUAAAAGCCCGAUAUGUUUAUUCAACGUAAAAAUCGAGUUUCAAAAGGAUUGAAAAACUGUACUAACAUAUCUACAUCCAAACUUGGAGAAUGUGAAAGUUUCUUUUUUGUUUUAGUAUAUUUGCUUACUGUAUCUGAACUUUCGCAAUAUUCAUUGCACACAAAUAUAGUGAAAAUUAGAUACUUAAAGAAAAACCUGAUAAAUGGUAUAUUAAAGUGAAUUUUAAGAAAAUGCAGUUGACUUCAUAGUUUUUACUAUUUAUAUAAUUUUUAUCAUACUAAGUCAAAAUAUACAUAUCUGAGUUAGUCUUUGAAGGGCAUUUUUAACGUAUAUAUAUUACUGUAAUCUAUAAACUAUUUUCUAUAACCUUUCUGAGAAAUUGGCAGUUGUAAUGUAGGUCAAAAGUGCUAUUCCAUAUUGUUAAACAUAUUUAAUCUAUAACCUUAAGUAUUGAUAGAUCCCUACUAUGACUUUUUAUUUGAAUAACAAUAGAUUUGACCUAAAGCAUUGACAUAUGCUCUUUUGUUAAGAAUUAUUUUGUGGUGAAAUUCUUAUUAUAAUUCACUAAUCUGACUAAUAUGAUAAUUCAAAUUGGAAAGAUUAGUGUCAUGUAGGGAUCUAUGCAUAAAUGUACAUGGACAUUUUUCAAAUUCAUUCUGUAGAACCUUAGACAAUUCCAUGCCCCUCUUCUGGCCAAUACUUGUUGGCUGGAAGUCAAUUGCUCAUAUUUGUUUCUCUCAGACAAAUUUAUUUAAUACAGAUACAUGUACAUUUCAAUCAGUACUGUAUUUCAUCAAUUUGUUCAUGUUUUAUUAUAUAUAAUAGUGUUAAUAAGUUUCAUUGGUAUAGGUCCCCUUUAUUAGGGCUUCCUUUUCAGGCAUAUAUGGCAUACUUGAGAUACUAGAAUUAAAUAAGCCGCGUCACAACAAAACCAACAUAAUGGGUUUGCGACCAGCAUGGAUCCAGACCAGCCUGCGCAUCCGCACAGUCUGAUUAGGAUCCAUGCUGUUCGCUUACAGACCCUAUAACAAGUAAAGAAACUGAUAGCAAACAGCAUGGAUCCUGAUCAGACUGCGAGGAUGCGCAGGCUGGUCUGGAUCCAUGCUGGUCACAAACGCAUUAUGUUGUUUUUGUCGUGACGCGGCUCAAAUGAUGAUUAAGCUUAGAGGAGUAGGGGGAAAGAAUCAAGAAUUGUAUUUUAUGCUCAAUUAGUUAUCUUUAUAACGGAUAUCACAAGAAAAUUUGUAAGCGGGUCAGGCAACAGUAUAGAGUCUUGUCUCUAGACUGCCCUGGCUCUUUACUGUUGACUUUUUAGUUAUGGUUUCAGCAUAAGCUAGAAUUAGGACUUUACAUUUUAAAUAUUACAAUUCAAGUAAAAAACAUUACAGUUCACGUAAACCAUUGCUCAAUAUUUACAGUAUUCAACCAGGCCAGUUUUCAGCAAUAGAUUAAAAUCAGGGAUUUUUUUUUCAUGAAUGAACAUUUUAUAUAUAGAACAAUUCCCUAUGUUUUUUUUGUUUUUUUUUUCAUGUGAUGUGUACUUAAAUGGCUUACAGGUUGUUCUUAAAACUAAACAAAAAGUGAUGCAUCAUUUGAUGAUUUCCUUGUCCAAAUGUUGGGCAAAUAUUGUAGGUUAUCGCUUUAUUAUUCAUAUAGCAUAAUGUUUAGUAAAAGACAGUUAUUGAUAAUUCUAUUUUAUUCAUUGAUUAAGUUAAUUAAUGUUUAAAGCAGCAUGCCUUCAGUUUAAUGCUAAUUAUCAUUGAAAUUUUGGAAAAUGUAUUUAAUUAAAAGUAAAAUACAUUGUUUUGUGAAGUGAACAAAGAAAUGAAAUGACACACUGAAAACGCCUAUUACAGUAUAGGUAAUUUUAAAAAGAGAGGUCAAAAUAUGGAAAUAUAGACAUUACUGUAAGUCACAAAGUAAAAAUAUGGGGAUAAAUAAUGCAAAAGUCGGUGAUUAAUCACACAUGAAAUGUGAAUUAAUACUUGAAUCUUUUUACUUUUCUUAAAAUUUUAGUACAUUUUUCGCAAGUUUAAUUUUCUUGAAAUAUUUUGGCUCAUUUGAAGGCAUGCAGCUUAAAAUAAAUAAAGUAUAAAUCAGUGUUGUGUUAACACUGGUCUAUAAACCAUUAGGUUGUGAAUUUUUAAUUUGAACACAUGCAUGUAUUUAGAAUGGAUUGAAAAUCUGAUAAUGUUGUUGUUGUAGUAAUUUUUUUUCUCGCUUACCUAUAUACACAUAGAAAUAAAUAAAAUUAAUCAAUUAAAAACUAUUUGAAACUAAAUGGUUAAAAAACUAAUUAUUUAAAAAUGCUAGAACAAGAAAACUGUUAGUAAAUCAAGUAAAUAAUUGGAUUUUCUCAUAAAAUUAUAUGCCGAUCAUUUUAAAAUGAAAUCAUAAUGGCAAAUAAACAUUAGUAAUGAUGUAAAUGAAAGUUAUUUGCAUACACAUUUUUUUGCUAACAAAAAGAACAUUAGUAUUGUUGUUUUCAAGCCAAAACUUGAAAUAUUUAUAUUUUCUAGUAUUUUUCUUUUACAUAUACAUAUAAUAAUAUUAUAAAAGUGCCUGAAACAUUCUAUUAUUUCAUGUUAUCUUUUGUGAAGUUAAUUCAACAAAAAUGUCAUUUUAAAAAGACCCAGUUGAAUUUAAUAACACAUGCAAGAAAUAUGUUGAAAAUUAUUUGUUGUACAUUAAGUUAAAUAUAGAUUGUAACAUUGGCUAUUGUCAAACUCGUCAGCAUUAUAAAAGAAGGUAAUUUUAGAUUCCUAGUAAACCAGAAAUGAAUAUCAAACAAAUGGAUAUAAUUCCUGCUAUGUGAAUGUGAUAUUACAUGUGUGUAAUAUAUAGAUACAUAUUAAUGCUUAUAUUUUUAUUGAAAACUUGUGACAACAUUAGAAUAGACCUUUAUAUAUCUGAAAUUUUAAGUCGUUAUCCUUUUAUCUAAGAAUUUUCAAGCCGUUUUAUGACAUUUUAUCCUAGCUUUUCGAUUCUGAUCCAUAUUUUGAAACUGGUAAUGUCAUAUCUUUUUAAUAUGAAUGUCUACCAAGUCUAUGGACUAAUUUUUGUCGACUUUAUAGGUACGUCUGCUUUUUGUUUGGGCAAACUAAAUACAUUGUAUACCCUUGCAUUCAGUGCAGAUCAAAAUCACACAGCACAGACUUGUUGUCUUAUCAUGGACUGCACUGUUAGCUAUUCAGUCAGUUCAUAUUUUGAAAUUUACCCUAAAAAUGAUAAAUGGCCUUGUCCAGAUUGAAAGAUUGAAAAGUCCAUUUAAGAUAUUUAGGGUGGUAAGAUUUAAAUAAAUUCCAAAAAAAUAUUAUCAGUAUUAAAAUUUUUGACAUCAUAUACAUAGUAUAUAUAUCACAGUAUUUCAGUUGGGUAACAUUUUUUUGUGAACAAGAUUUACAAGUUAUAUGUUAAGCAUUAAAUUCCAAUGGUUUGUAGGAUGAGAAUAAUUCAUUCCAAAUGAUAUCUUACGAAGAGCGUACCUUCCAAACAUUGUUUUGUAAUAAAUGACAGCAGUAUUUAUACGGUAGUCUAAAAAUAGUUUUAUAUUGUACAAACUAUGCUAUCACAUUAAAACUAAAGAAGAAAA